AGAAAAUGUUGAUUUUGUUUACCAACGUUCUGGAAUGGGCACUACAGGGAUAGGAUACUUGUGGCUGAUUGUUUGUCUGGGGUGGCUUCCGGCGUUCAACGGCACAACCACUUCGAGCACACUGCUCGCAGCAAUAGCUGAUAGCUUCACCGUGUGCGGCGACACAUUUUGCCAUCCGGAAACUGAAGUGUGCCGGGAGGAGAGCUACUGCGAAUGCAAACCACACUUUGAAAAUGUAGGAUCAUUUGAAUGUUUGCCCUGCCCGGGCGAAGGACAGUACUGCCGCGGUUGCUGUAUCAGCGAUGCACUUACCUGUUAUCGUGAAGUUUGCCGCAGAUGUUCGCUGGAUAGUAAUGGAAAUUGCAUCAGCCAGGAGUCGUUGUUUUUCUUGACCGCUGCUCAAGUGGCGCUGGCAACCGCAAUGGUUCUUGGUGUGAUUUCCCUCAGCUUCCUGCUGUACAAAACACUUCGCAACCGUUUAAGACGAAACAAUCAAGUACUGGAAAGCGAAUUCCGCCAAUCUGUCGUGAGCCGUGUGUCCUUAUCAUCGAUACAACAGCGCGUCAUUAGGCGUUUACGCGAUCGUCCACCAAAGUACGAAACAAGACACAAUUAUGAGUAUCAACAGAGACAAACUGACCGACAAACAAGCCAGCAAAGUACAUCGACCGAAAACGUUCCACAGCACAAUAUCACACCGAUUGGCGGUCCGCCUCCAGCAUACGACGGAGAUACGCUUUCCCUUGCUGAAAACCCACCACCGUACAAUCAAGACCAGCCCGAUGCUUGCUCCCCAGCAGGAGCUGAGAUUGCCGUUAUCGAUAUUCCUUCAGCGAAUGCUUCUGAACUACCACAGUCGGCCGAUGUUGCGAACGAUCGUAAUACGAGCGCCGUCCAAGGAAUAGCGAAUCCUGCAUUCGAGCCGGAUAAGCCUACCUCACCACAUUCACAAAUCAUACAAUCCCCCAGUACCAAUGAAACUGAUGGACGUCCCAAGGAUGUAUUUUAUGAUAUUCCCCUAGUCAAUAGCAACGAUAAGACGGUCUACAUGUAAGCCGACCCGCGUUACCAUGGUAACAUAAGUCACAUUUUAACUAAGUACGUUGAGUGCUUUUUACAGAAACACUGUGAGGAUUUCAUAAUUAAUAUAAAAGAAAGCCGUUUGGCUUCCCUCGACGGUUCAAACAGCUCCGUGGUCGUUUUAUUUCACAUUACACUUGUUCGCCAUGUCAU
Molecule: messenger RNA, 1233 nt
Organism: Anopheles maculipalpis
Lineage: Eukaryota; Metazoa; Arthropoda; Insecta; Diptera; Culicidae
Exons: 5
Coding region: 35-1054 (339 amino acids)
Source: RefSeq, a predicted model, not a curated record